AUACAUGUUGCAAAGUUUAAAAAAAAAAUACAAUCUAGAUUUUAUUGUCAUCAAAUUUAAUAUUCAUAAUAUUUAUGUGCUUGUCAAGGGAAAAUAUAUUGAUUACAUUUUUUAUAUUUUACAAAAUUAUAGUCGGUAGACAUUUUUAUGCGAAAAUAUAAAAUAUUUAGUAAUGAUUUUACGGUGGAAAUACCGGGCUCGAUUUGUUUUCAUCGGCGGAGAGAGAAAAAGAAAAGACAAGUUGAGAUUAUAUUCAUUUGAAGUGGAGAUUUUAUUUUGGCAUAUUUAUUAAUUUUUAUUAAUUUGUACGUGGGAAAAUAUUUUAAAAAUGCAUGUAUGAAGGUUUAUAAGUUUGGCUGGUCCCAUGUUAUUGUCAUGCCCGAAUUUUCUUACCGAAAUUAAAAUCAUAUUUAGCGUAAUUUAUUAUUCAUCAUAUUAGCAUCCUAAUUUUACUUGUCCUUUACUCUAAACAUUAAAAUACAAAAAAGGAAGUUUAUAAUAAUAUAUAAAUAACAAUGAUAAUCACGGCAAGAAAAAAGAAUAAUAUUUACAUGCAAGGCCAACUUUCUUGUCUUUUUUAAAAAUCCAAAGAAAAGAAAUUAGUAUACCUACUUUCAAUUUUGUACAAUAUGUUUUAUUAUUUAUUUCUUUUAUUUAAAUAUUUCUCCCAUAGGAUUCCAGCUUAAAAAACACGAAUUUCUAUAUAUUUUAAAAUGAAAAUAUAUGGUGAGAGAUAUUAUAACCUCCUAUUAAAUACAUUUCUCUUUAUAAUAUUUUAUUUCUUCAAUAUUAAAAUAAUAGUGGGGGAAAAGUAGGAUGGAAAUUAGCUAAAUAUAUACAGAAAAUAUAUUUUUUAAUGUUUCCAAUUUCAAAUUCAAAAAUUUUGUUUCUAUAUUUUUCUAUCUUAUUCACACAGCAUAAAUAAAUCUAAUUUCCAUCAGUUUCUUCACCAAAAAUUUUCCCAUUUUCUUCCUAAUUUCCAAGCUCUGUUCUGAGAAAUAUUUUUCUUCCAAAGCCUUGUUAUUUUUUUUUAAAAAAAAUUCUGUUAUUUUGAUUUCGUUUUUUUUUAUUUUUGAGUUGAUUUUUUUCUUCUUUCUCUUCUCCUAGUUCUGGUUGUGGUCUGUUUUUCUGAAGUUUUUAUUUUCUGGGUUGAAUGAUUUUAGCUUUGGUUACAGAAAACUGAAUCUACGUAAUCCACAAGGUUUUUUAAAUCUAAAAAAAAAGAAAAAAAUAAUGGCUUUAGAUAUGGAGUCUACCGGAGAAGUCGUCAAGACAACCACCGGAGGCGGCGGCGGAGUCACGGUGGUGGGAUCCGACGCGCCGUCGGAUUUCCGCAUAGCCCCGAGGUCAGAGAGCUCAAACCCCCCUCCCAUCUCCGCCGCUCAUCCGCCGCAGAAUCCUACGGCGGCGAUGGUGGGUCUUUCCGGCGGGCCGAUGAAGAAGAAGCGUGGACGGCCCAGGAAGUACAGACCCGACGGCACGGCGGUGGCGCUAUCGCCAAAGCCGAUAUCGUCGUCGGCUCCGGCGUCUCACGUCAUCGACUUCUCAUCGUCCGAGAAACGCGGCAAAGUGAAACCUGCCGGUUCCUUCAGCAGGACAAAGUACCAGGUCGAGAAUUUAGGUGAAUGGGUGGCUUGCUCGGUGGGAGCCAGUUUCACGCCACAUAUCAUUACAGUGAACGCCGGCGAGGACGUGACGAUGAAGAUAAUAUCGUUUUCGCAACAAGGGCCUCGCGCUAUUUGCAUCCUAUCAGCAAACGGCGUCGUUUCCAGCGUCACGCUUCGCCAGCCCGAUUCCUCCGGCGGUACAUUGACGUACGAGGGUCGGUUUGAGAUACUAUCGUUGUCUGGAUCGUUCAUGCCUAACGAUAUCGGAGGGACUCGAGGCAGAACCGGAGGAAUGAGCGUAUCGUUGGCUAGCCCCGAUGGACGAGUGGUAGGAGGCGGCGUUGCGGGUCUACUGGUCGCCGCUAGCCCUGUUCAGGUCGUUGUAGGGAGUUUCCUAGCGGGAAUCGACCAGCAAGAUCAGAAACCGAAGAAGCACAAGCACGAUUACAUGUCGGUCCCGACCCCGACGGCAGCUAUCCCGAUAUCCAGUGUGUCCGACUCUCGGGUGACAAGGCCAACACUUGGCCGCCGCCGCCAUCAUUACCUUCUGAUCCAAGAAACAAUCCCUCCUCCUGACAUUAACGUCUCUUUAGCUUGA
This is a messenger RNA of Tarenaya hassleriana, 2205 nucleotides long. Its product is annotated as AT-hook motif nuclear-localized protein 1-like. The record is from RefSeq and is a predicted model, not a curated record. The coding region runs from base 1234 to 2205 and encodes 323 amino acids. Lineage: Eukaryota; Viridiplantae; Streptophyta; Magnoliopsida; Brassicales; Cleomaceae. Gene Ontology annotation, molecular function: minor groove of adenine-thymine-rich DNA binding. The transcript has 6 exons.